Molecule: messenger RNA, 1032 nt
Organism: Penicillium expansum
Lineage: Eukaryota; Fungi; Ascomycota; Eurotiomycetes; Eurotiales; Aspergillaceae
Product: FAD-binding oxidoreductase
Exons: 3
Coding region: 1-1032 (343 amino acids)
Molecular function (GO): FAD binding
Source: RefSeq, a predicted model, not a curated record
AUGGCAGCAUCCAGCUUCGAUGAGCUUCGUCAAUCCUUACCCUGCAUAGAGAUCUACGUCCCUGGUGAUUCUGGUUAUAAGGAAACCUUGAAGAGAUGGAGUGCAUCGUGUAUCAAGCCGGCCGCCAUCGUCGUUCGCCCUACUACUGCUGAAGAAGUGAGCGUUGCUCUUCGUUACGCGACAGAGCACGAUGUGCUUCCACUGGCCAUUUGCGGUGGUGGACAUUCUACGAGCGGAGAUUCGGCUUCUGAUGGUGGCAUGGUCAUUGAUCUGUUUAAAAUGCGCUCUACCGAGGAUGUCAAUGGCGCCUUGUGGGAGCAUGGUCUCGGUACUGUCAGUGGCGUCGUGGGUGACACAGGUGUUGGUGGUCUUAUCUUGGAUGGUGGCUAUGGCUACCUGACUGGCCGUCGUGGUCUAGCGCUAGAUUGCCUUUUGGGCUGUGAAGCGGUUCUUGCUAAUGGAGACAUAAUCAUCGCUAAUAAAGAUGAGAACGCCGAUUUAUUCUGGGUAUUUCGUGGUGCUGGGCCCAACUUUGGGAUUGUUACGAACUUUACUUCGCAGGCCUAUCCUCAGGGGGAUUGCUGGGCUGGCUUUCUAGCUUAUCCACCUGAUAAAUUGGCCGAAGUCAUCGAAUUUGGCAACCUAUUCAUGAGAACUACCGAUGGCAACUCCAUGCUUUCAAUCAUUGUUGGAAACUUCAUCCCUCCAGAUAGGGCUGCUGGUCUUCUUGCCGUGGUGUUUUACAACGGGACUAAAGAUGAAGGGAAAGAGUUCUUCAAGCCCCUAUACGACCUCAAGUUAAUAGGAGACACCACUGCAACUAUGCCGUAUACGGAGGUGAACCUAAUGUUUAAUAAACACCACCGAACUCCCAAGGACCGACAUCUCUUUGGUGGCUUAAACUUCACCCUGCCACUGAACGUCACUUACGGGUUACAAAUCGCCGAACACUUCUGGAGGACCACCAGACUACCAGAAAAUGAGGACAUAAAAGGCAGCACCCUGACCUUUGAGUAUUACCCGACUUAUUAG